UGUUCGAGAAUAUGGCGUGUGUUGGGUGGAUGUUUGGUUAAUUGCACAAGAUUUACUCACAUCUUCUUGUCAAGGAAAGAAAUUUUUCGCUAUGGCUAGCGGCAGUAGUAGUAGUUCCAGGUCUGAAUUCAUAGUUGGAGGCAAAUACCGCCUUAUUCGCAAGAUUGGAAGCGGUUCUUUUGGCGAUAUAUACUUGGCAGUGUCCUCGAGCAAUGCGGAGGAAGUCGCCGUGAAGCUCGAGUCUCAGAAAGCCCGUCAUCCACAGCUUCUUUACGAGUCAAAGCUGUACAAAAUCCUUCAAGGUGGCGUGGGAAUCCCUAUCGUUCGUUGGUUUGGUCAAGAAAAAGACUAUAAUGUAUUGGUUAUGGAUCUGCUUGGCCCGAGUUUAGAGGACCUCUUCAAUUUCUGUUCGCGUCGCUUCACAAUGAAAACAGUUCUGAUGUUAGCAGACCAAAUGAUUAGUCGAGUUGAAUAUGUACACAACAAGAACUUUAUUCACCGUGAUAUCAAGCCCGAUAAUUUCUUGAUGGGUGUCGGCAGGCACUGCAACAAAUUAUACUUGAUUGAUUUUGGUUUAGCGAAGAAGUACCGCGAUACUCGAACCAAACAGCAUAUAGCUUAUCGCGAGGACAAAAACCUUACUGGAACAGCGCGCUACGCCAGCAUCAAUGCCCAUCUUGGCAUCGAACAGUCGAGAAGAGACGACAUGGAAUCACUUGGUUAUGUACUGAUGUACUUCAAUCGAAGCAGUCUGCCAUGGCAAGGCUUAAAGGCAGCCACUAAGAAGCAAAAAUAUGAGAAAAUUAGCGAGAAAAAGAUGUCCACCCCUGUCGAAGUCCUUUGCAAAGGUUUCCCAGCCGAGUUCGCGAUGUACCUCAACUACUGCCGUGGACUUCGCUUUGAAGAGAACCCAGAUUACAUGUACCUCCGUCAGUUGUUCAGGAUUUUAUUUCGGACUUUGAAUUACCAGUACGACUACAUUUUCGACUGGACAAUGUUGAAACAGAAAGCUGCUACCGCGCAAGCCACGGCAGCCACUGCGACAACAACGGGUGGAGUACCUUUCACUCCCGCGAAGAAAGCAGAUCAUUCACACGGUGCUUGUCACCAUCCGAAAGCUAAAGGCAACGUCUACGAUAUGUACGAGUAUUGAACUCAAACUCUGUACACCAUAAAGCACUGAGGACUAAUUUUCAAGUCCAAGAAACGCUGUGAAUCAUGAAAGAUUUCGCGUCGAAAGAACGCAAGAUCUAAGCGUGGCGCGUGAUAUGCAUUUAAGUAAUGUCCUCGCCGUCGACUGAAAACAGUUUUUAAACUACAAUCUUCGACACAUUUUGUUUCCAUUUAAUUUAUUUAACACACUACUGAAGUCUUCAGCUCAUUAGGGUUUUUUUUCGAGAAGCGUAAAAUGGACGUUUUUUGGCGAAGAUCUAUUCUCGCUCGCGAGAAAAUGUUACAGUUUUUUUUGUUGAGAACAACAAAAUUAUUUUGCUCAUGCGCGCAAGGAGAGCGAGUGAACAAUACCCAAUUCAAUUCGGUAAACAAUACAUCUUGGUAUUUUUUAUCCAGAUCUACCGCAUGUGCGAUUUCAAAUAUGUGUAAUUUCUCUCUUAAAGUAAUUAUAAUAUUUGUGGUGUAUGAUCAAAGGCUCUGAUUUGGACAUUUGUAAUUCACUUUGUAAAGUGAGCUACAAAACAUGACAACAUAUUUUCUGCUUGGGCUAAAUUAGUAUGUAAAUAUAAUGAUAAUAAUUGUUAUUCGCUUGCUUUUGUUUAUGGUUUGUGUUAAUAAAAAGUAAUAUAUCCCAUCACAAGAAUAUUUUUAAGACUUUUAACUGUUCAAUUUGUAUUCACUUUUUAGGUCUCAGUGUGCAGUUAAAUAUAUAGAGGUUUCCUGAAUAAAUGUG
Messenger RNA from Pocillopora verrucosa, 1906 nucleotides. Its product is annotated as casein kinase I. The record is from RefSeq and is a predicted model, not a curated record. Gene Ontology annotation, cellular component: cytoplasm; nucleus. Gene Ontology annotation, molecular function: protein serine/threonine kinase activity; ATP binding. Gene Ontology annotation, biological process: negative regulation of canonical Wnt signaling pathway; peptidyl-serine phosphorylation; signal transduction. Lineage: Eukaryota; Metazoa; Cnidaria; Anthozoa; Scleractinia; Pocilloporidae.